GGAACUCGCAGGUAGCGAAUAGAAACGACCUUGCCGCAGCUGCAAGCACGGAUCCGGAAGGGGUAUCGGUAAACAGGGCUUCUGUUCCACAGGGAAUGUGCAGCUACUUCUCGGGCUUCUACAAUUGGUCAACGCCAGGCAUGGUGCCGGUUUACGCUGGCUUUCUGCUGUUCGCGGUCGGGCCUUUGACACUGGCGGCUGGCUGGUAUUUGAUCAGCCGUCGGCAUGUAACGGAAUGGGAGAAAUACGGGUUGCCGUGGGAGUCGCGAUUGCCGUUCUUCUCCGAGAGGGUGAAUUUGACACUGAAUCCUGCCCCUUCAAGCAGUAUUGUGGAACCGGAAGACGCGGUGGCGGUUCGCGAGGAAGACGGUGACGAGAUGCACGCAGUGCCAGCCUCGUCUGUGCGUUCUCUUGGCGACGAGGAGCGGGGCGUUCCACAUGCACCUGCGGAACAAGACAGAAAUAUCAAGUAUGCCUUUGUCGUGAAC
Molecule: messenger RNA, 488 nt
Organism: Amoebophrya sp. A120
Lineage: Eukaryota; Dinophyceae; Syndiniales; Amoebophryaceae
Source: the annotation of a GenBank genome assembly